This is a messenger RNA of Esox lucius (northern pike), 3293 nucleotides long. It is a transcript of the gene syt12, whose product is annotated as synaptotagmin XII. Gene Ontology annotation, molecular function: calcium ion binding; phosphatidylserine binding; clathrin binding. The transcript has 8 exons. The record is from RefSeq and is a predicted model, not a curated record. The coding region runs from base 466 to 1761 and encodes 431 amino acids. Lineage: Eukaryota; Metazoa; Chordata; Actinopteri; Esociformes; Esocidae. Gene Ontology annotation, biological process: calcium-ion regulated exocytosis; regulation of dopamine secretion; regulation of calcium ion-dependent exocytosis.
AUAUGUGAUGGAAAUCGGUAGGCUUACAGUGAGCUUGCGAAAUUAUGUCCGUUGCAUAAGAAAAUAACGCGGUAAUAGCAUUUUGUAUUGAGCGCUCCAGUGUAUUCCGGUCAAGUACUGGAAGUUGCAUUGCAGGGGUGGGACUUCUUCUGCAAUCUGCAGUCUAGGAUAGUGCUCCCAUAGAAAUGCUUCUAGCGACGGUCUCAUCAGGACUUCUCAUUACGUGCACCUCAAAUGGGAAGGCCCCACGUCGAAUGAUUUCUACAACCAAGUCGAGAUCCCCAGUUGAGCCUGAUCGGAUGCGCUGAACCGGGAGGGGUGCAUCUUUGUCACGUUUCCCGCGGAAAGACUGGCACCUGUGCCGCUGGAUGGAGAGUGGCGAUUAAACUGAAGGGAGAGCGGUGGAGUUUUUCCCCCUUCCCCCUUGCACCAAAAUAUUACUCCUUCUAGGCUGGCGGCUACACAAUGUCCUCAGCGCAGGGCAAGGAUAUAUCGGACUACCAUAUCAGCGUGGUCCGAGCCCCCCCUACAUGGGAGGUAGGAGUGUUUGUUGCUGGGUUCCUCCUGCUGUUGGCGGUUGCAGGAGUCAACCUCUGGAAGUUAUGGAAGUCUGGCACCUUCCCUGCACCUUCACCCUUCCCAAACUUUGACUACCGCUAUUUGCAAGAUAAAUAUGGUAACUCUUUUUCGGAAGUGCGGCAAAAGAGAGUUGUCGCCAACAACCACCGGCGGGCCUCCGCCUCCAUCAACCUUAGUCGUAAGCCCAGCCUUCAACUGGGGGACACCCCGGAUGGGCUCAGGGAUCUGGGCCACCUAGAGCUGAUGAACAGGGACCUGAUGGACCCUGCUGGUGGGAUGGUACCCCUUAACCGCUCCAUGUCCGUGGACUCCCUCUGCUCCAUAUCCUCCAUCGCCAACAACUUUGGGCACGACUUCACUGUGGGUCAGCUGGAGGUUACCCUGGAAUACGAAGCCCGACUGGGGCCCAGUCCAGGUGUUCUCCAUAUCGCCCUGCACCAGGGCAAGGACCUACUGGAAAAAGAGGAAGGGGACUUCCCUGGUUGCUUUAUCCGGGUUACCUUGAUUCCUGAGGAACUCAACGUUGGCAUCACCAGGGCCCAGAGGAAUGCCUUCACAGUUGUAUUUGACGAACGUUUCUCCGUACCCCUGGAUCCAUCUCGUCUGGAGGAGAACAGCCUGCGCUUCGCUGCGUUCGGUAUUGACGCCGAGGAGAGGAACAUCAGUGCCGGCCUAGCAGAACUCAAACUCUCUGACCUGGACCUUUCUAUCAGACCCUUUAAUGCUUGGCUCUACCUGCAGGAUGUUAACAAGGCUGUGGAUGCAGUUGGGGAGAUACUUUUAUCUCUCAGCUACUUGCCCACCGCAGAGCGUCUUACGGUGGUGGUAGCCAAAGCCAAGAACCUCGUGUGGACCAAUGAUAAAACCACUGCAGAUCCCUUUGUCAAAGUGUACCUUUUGCAAGAUGGCAAGAAGAUUAGCAAGAAAAAAACCUCCAUGAAAAGAGAUGACACCAACCCCAUCUUCAAUGAAGCCAUGAUCUUCUCUGUGCCUGCAAUCGUUUUACAGGAUCUCUCCCUAAGGAUUACAGUAGCGGAAGGCACAGAUGACGGCAGGGGCGAGAAUGUGGGUCACGUGAUUAUUGGGCCAGAGGCAAGCGGCAUGGGCAUCACCCACUGGAACCAGAUGUUGGCAACACUGCGGAAACCUGUGUCCAUGUGGCAUCCCCUGAGGAGGACCUAGUUCCAUUUCCUGUAUCACACCUCCAGUCAACAGGGUCGGACUCAGUUCCAUUUCAGUUCACUCCGUUCUGGAGAUAAAAUUCCAGUAGGCUAUUUAUUUUUAAGGAGGAUUUUGCACUUCCUGAAUUGAACUAAUUGGAUUGGAGUUGAUUCCGACUCUGCUGGUCACUCCUAUUUGCAUGGUGCCUACAGUCGUACUAUUUUACUGUCCUCCGAAUAUGGAGAGUAAAAAGGAAGGGAUAAAACAAAUUUUUUUCAGGAAACUAGUCAUUUGUCUUUUGAAGCCUGACUUACUCUCCACCCCGUGGUACAAAAGGACUAAUUGGUGGCGUGGUAAGCUUUAUCAGAUUUGCUUGUGAUCAUUUGUAAAAUGUAUGUGAUAAACUUUUAGUAUGGUUUUUGGUAUGUAUCAUAUCUUAUUGUGCUUUUUAAAAUCCAGGUUCUCAAAUCCAGGUGAUUUCAAUUGUAAUUUGUAGCAACUGUAACAGGGUGCCCAAGCCUGACCUAAAAGGUAAAGAGGUACAAUAACUUGUUGCAUUGUACUAUUUGUAACAUAAUAAAUGCAAUACAAGUUCCAGAGUCAUUCUGAUUAAACAGUGUAAGGGUUGUAAAUAAUGUACAACUGCUUUAUUUUGUCGUUUUACUCUUCAACUACAUAUUCAUAAUCAUCCAAAAGUGAAUAAUUAAAUAACACAAAAACAUUUAUCAGGUGAAUACUAAUUCAGUAGAUCGAUGUAUGUCUUAAAGGGUAUGUCAUGCAAUGCAUUUUCCCGACAAUAUAGCCCUUGUGUCAUGCUUGUGUAGCCCAUAUGAAUGUGUAUCAAUGCUUUCUGGAUAUGUAGAGGUCAGUUUUACUCCGAACCAUGUCUGAGUCUGGAUUUACCCCAUUCAUCUUGUGUUUGCUAGACACAACCUUCUGGAUUCUUUUGGAGUAAGAGCAUCAAAUACUAACAUGGGCUUUAUAAAUGUUGAACAUGUGUCAAUGUGAACUGUUGACUUGGAUGUAACUAAGUAUUUUACUUGGUUGACUUUUGAGGGGACUGCAACGAAUAUGUUUAUUUGCUUUGUGUAACAGUUUGGCAAUAAUAUUUGUACAGAACAGAAUGUGAACUAUGACCUUCCCUUGCAUUGUAUAAACAGGUCAAAUCGCCGUUGUUAACUGCCGAAUGUGAUUUUUAUUCCAUUGGACCCAUUCACACUGCAGAACUAACUUACAUUUAUUCAUACGGCACAAUAUAACAGUACUGUCACUUAAAUAACCUCAAUUAGUUUUCUAGUAAAAAGGCUUGUUAAAUGCUGCAUCUGGGUAACACUGCUAUACAGUCCCUGACACCUCUUUGUGUUCCACAAUCAAAAAUGUGAUACAAUAUUUCCUACUGUGCCAAAUGCAUUAUUGAAGCAAUAUUUUCAUUUAGCCUACAGUUUGCAUCUGCAUUUUGUGAUCAAUGCCAUGCAUGCACUCUUAUUAUAGAUGUACCAUCAGACAAUAUAUUGUGUGAAAAUUGUUUGAAAUAAAAGAAAUGCAACAACUUG